AUGUCGGACUACUCAAAGAUGAAGAACGACGAGCUGUCGGCGCUUCUCAAAGAGCGCAAGCUACCCCACACUGGCAAGAAGGCAGAGAUGGUUGAGCGUCUACAGAAGAACGACGCGGAGAAGGCCGGCGCGAAGCCUGCUGCUGGCGCCGAAGACGAGAUUGACUGGGACGACGAAGCCGACGAUGCCGCUGCUGCGCCAGCUGCUACUACCACGGCGACGGCAGAGGCCGUCAUUCCUAACGCAGAGACUGUCGCAAACGCCGGAGGUGAAGGCCAGCCGCCGAACCCACAAGCCGUGCCUAACCAAGUCGCCGAUAUCGACCCUGCGCAAACCGACGAUCUAACCACCGAGCCACCCGCCGAAGGCGCCGCAGCUGCCACCGAAGAGCCCAAGCCAGAAGAGAAGAAGGAGCCUACUCCCGAUUACUCAAGAGGCCUGGCCGCCACCAACCUCGACGAAGAAAUCGAGAAGCGCAAGAAGCGUGCGCUGAAGUUUGGUACAAAGCUCGAGGAUGACGAGGGCCUCAAGAAGCUGGAGCGUGCUAAGAAGUUUGGAGAGGUCGCGGCUCCUCUUGGUCUCGACCAGGCUCUCCCAGAGCGCCGCGAGAAGCGCCGACGAGAGGGUGCCGGUGAAGAUGCUGCUAGCAACAAGCGCCGCGAAGGAGGCCGUGAGGGUGGACGCGAGGGAGGUCGCGAGGGAGGUCGCGAGGGAGGUCGCUCUGGUGGUCGUGGAGGACGUCGGGACAACAGGCCUCGCAGCAGGGAUAACCGUCCUCGCGAGAACAAGACAGGUGGUGGUGGCGCCGGCGGCAGCUGGAUGAGCGAAAAGGACAGGGCGGCCGCUGAGGCCAGGAAGGCCAAGUUUGCGAAGCCAACGGCUUGA
Alternaria postmessia is the source of this 885-nucleotide messenger RNA. RefSeq lists its product as uncharacterized. Gene Ontology annotation, biological process: poly(A)+ mRNA export from nucleus. Gene Ontology annotation, cellular component: nucleus. Lineage: Eukaryota; Fungi; Ascomycota; Dothideomycetes; Pleosporales; Pleosporaceae. The record is from RefSeq and is a predicted model, not a curated record. Bases 1 to 885 code for a protein of 294 amino acids. The transcript has a single exon.